AUGUCGGUCUCGCUCAGUCCCAGCAACACUCUAGGGUUCAAUAGACCUUUGACGGAACCGCGAAAGCAAACACUGAGUAUAUCGAAUCACAAUGCCCAACCUGUCGCAUUCAAGGUCAAGACGACCGCCCCGAAGUUGUACUGUGUGCGGCCGAACUCGGGAAGAAUAGAGCCUGGCGAGAGUGUUGACGUUUCAGUAAUGCUUCAGGCAAUGAAGGAGGAGCCGCCCCUGUCUGCGAAAUGCAAGGACAAGUUCUUGAUCCAAAGUACCAUCAUUACCCCGGACAAGGAGACUAUGGCUCUCCAAGACAUUUGGAACUCUACAAGCGACAGCGAGCAAAACAAAAUCCAUCAGCACAAGAUUCGAGUCGUCUACUUGCCGCCAGAAGGUCAAGUGGUUGAGGAGGAGGACGAGGGCCACGCGGGCAUGAGCUCGAUGAUGAGUGUGCCGGACACGCGAUACGAAACCGUGCGUCAGCACCCUGCGACGAAUGGCCAUGCGGUAGAGCCGAUUGUUGAAUACACUGAAGCUCCUGUUGAGCAGCCCCCUGCACCCCCAGCACCAGAGCCCCAUCCAGACGAUGAUCUCUACCAGUCCGAACCUUCUGCACCAGCACCGCGGGAACCUUCCCCCGUACCUCCCUCACCCGUGCAAACGCAGCCCGUCAUUGUCUCCACGCCCGAUCCGAAUGCAGAGCUCCUUGCCAAGUAUAACGAAGCACAAGCCGAGAUUAAUCGGCUACGUGCACUGCUGGCUGCUAUGCCUGAACCUAGUUCGCUCCCCACCACCACCAGCAAUGGUGACUCGGUAGCUCCUACAGAACUGCGGAAGCGCGGUCGGGCGUUAUCGGAUGCGACGAGCACCAUGGCUGGGUCACUGGGUCCCGAGACAGAGAUCGGUACAUUGGUGGACGAGAACGUGCCUCCCCCAGAAGGUGUGCCAUUACAAGUGGUCAUCAUCAUCGCGCUCGGUGUCUUCAUCACCACCUAUCUAUUCUUCUGAGGUCCUUAUCGUAUCCCAUGACUUCGCGGACAUAUAUCCUCGUGCCGUGCUAGUCUCCUCUAUUCUUCUUUCCGUAGUUGCAUAGUUGGUUGCGUAAUUAUAUCACUAUACAUUUCAGCAGUCUUCCUCGUUCUUGCGGGCGCCGUGCGUUGUUUAUGCGGUCUUUUCACCGUUACCUUUCUGUAUAUAUGUAACACUUCCUGCCAUCCGCCACACGCGUCUACAUCCCAUAGAUGGGUAACUUUGUGUCCUUGCUCCGAUAUUAUAUUCUCUGCUUUUUGCGUGGUGCUCUUUCUCGGCUUGCUUUCGGUGUGUGGAAUCAUGACAUAUAUCCUUGGUGGAUGGAGGAUGGAGGAUGGUGGAGUACUGCCUGUGACUAUCCACACCGAUGACCUCUUACGCAUAGGGCUGUCUCCUUAAAUAUAUUUAUAUCAUCUCCGU
Gloeophyllum trabeum ATCC 11539 is the source of this 1443-nucleotide messenger RNA. Its product is annotated as VAMP-associated protein. Gene Ontology annotation, molecular function: FFAT motif binding. Gene Ontology annotation, cellular component: plasma membrane; endoplasmic reticulum membrane. NCBI's taxonomy places the organism in Eukaryota, Fungi, Basidiomycota, Agaricomycetes, Gloeophyllales, Gloeophyllaceae. Bases 1 to 1002 code for a protein of 333 amino acids. The record is from RefSeq and is a predicted model, not a curated record. Gene Ontology annotation, biological process: endoplasmic reticulum membrane organization. The transcript is spliced from 6 exons.